Molecule: messenger RNA, 130 nt
Organism: Funneliformis geosporum
Lineage: Eukaryota; Fungi; Glomeromycota; Glomeromycetes; Glomerales; Glomeraceae
Source: the annotation of a GenBank genome assembly
AUUUCUUAGUAUAACAGCCCAUUAUAUUGAUUCUGACUGGAAUCUUAAAGAUGUUCUUGUAGAUUUUGUUUAUCUUGCAGGAUCCCAUUUAGGUGAAAAUAUAGCACAAGUAUUCAUGGAAUCCCUUUAG